This is a messenger RNA of Anolis carolinensis (green anole), 5006 nucleotides long. RefSeq names its product transmembrane 9 superfamily member 1 (gene tm9sf1). The transcript has 14 exons. Gene Ontology annotation, cellular component: membrane. Bases 123 to 3506 code for a protein of 1127 amino acids. The record is from RefSeq and is a predicted model, not a curated record. Gene Ontology annotation, biological process: vacuolar transport; protein localization to membrane. Lineage: Eukaryota; Metazoa; Chordata; Lepidosauria; Squamata; Anolidae.
AUGCCUCUUUAGCGUGGCCCUUCCCAAUCAUCAUGUGAUGAGGGCGGAGAGGGAGGGGGGAAAUAGGGAGGAAGGUGGGUGAAGCCGGAAGAGGAAACCCAGUGAAUUCCCGACCAGGCGAGAUGAGUGGGUUGGGGAAGCUUUUUGGGAAGGGUAAGAAGGCCAAAGCGCCGACCCCGCAAGAGGCCAUCCAGAAACUGCGGGAGACUGAAGAGGUGCUGGUCAAGAAACAGGAAUUCCUAGAGCAGAAGAUCCAGCAGGAGCUGCAGACAGCUAAGAAGCAUGGCACCAAAAACAAAAGAGCUGCCCUGCAGGCCCUCAAGCGGAAGAAGCGCUACGAGCAGCAACUGGGGCAGAUCGAUGGCACACUCUCCACCAUCGAGUUCCAGCGGGAGGCACUGGAGAAUGCCACCACCAACACCGAAGUGCUGAAGACCAUGUCAGAUGCGGCCCGGGCUAUGAAGGAGGCUCACCAACACAUGGACAUUGACAAGGUGGACGAUCUGAUGGCCGAAAUCACAGAACAACAAGACAUUGCCCAGCAGAUUUCUGACGCCAUCUCAAAACCAGUUGGCUUCGGAGAUGAUGUUGAUGAGGACGAACUGCUGGCGGAGCUGGAGGAGAUGGAACAGGAAGACCUGGACAAGGAGCUGUUGAAUGUCGGGGAGCCCACCCCAGAACUUCCCAGUGUGCCUGCCUCUCGCCUUCCCGCUGUGCCAGCCUCCAAAGUGCCAGCCGCUGCUGUGGACGAUGACGACGAAGACAUGAAGCAGCUUGCCGCCUGGGUGUCGCUGCCUUUCUCUGUGUUUUUGGAGCCCUUGAUCUGUCCGGUGCUGCGCGUACGGCUGGCAGCCUUCUUCUUGUCCGACGCGAAAGUCAGGGAGCGGGACUUGGCGCCCAGGUUGGCGUUCUUCAAAGAGUCGUUGGCCCGCGGCCCGCAGAUCGCUUCCAGGGCCUUGAGCUCCGUGGUGGGCUUCUCGGCGAGGAAUUUGAUGACCCACGGCACCUUGAGGACUUCCAAGAUGUUGAGCCGCUUCGAAGUGGGUCCUCCUCACCUUGAUCUCCUCGUUGAUCUGGUGGUGGCUGGGGAACUGGACCUCCUUCUGGGUCUCUCGGAGCAACUUCUUGAGGUUGGUGUCGUCGAAGGGCAGGUGGGCCACCACCAAGGUGUAGAGGAUGACGCCCAUGCUCCAGAUGUCGGAGAGGAAGGGGUUGUAGGGCAGGCCCAGGAGGAUCUCUGGGCAGGCGUAGGCGAAGCUGCCGCAGUAGGUCUGGCUCAGGUAGGCGAUGCCCAGGGCCAGCUGGGAGAACCACUUCCCGGCCAAGGCCUCGGAGCAAGCGCCCGACUUCUGGAUCCACUCCAGGACAUCCCCGCAGGGAGCCAGCUCCAUGAUGAUAUAAUGGCGGGACGUGGUCUCGAUGGCUUGGUAGAAACUGAUCACAGCGGAGGGCAUGGGAAGGAAAGGUGUGGGAGCGGGCUUGAAGGGAGGAGAGGGCUCAGGCACAGCCAUGGGGAGUCUCUGGGGUUGAGAGAAGCCACCCCUGCUCCUCCCCUUCACCUUUUUGGCACCCCGGUUUGCUGCACUAAGGGGGCCUGUUUGGAGCCCCCUCCCUUUUUAUUUUUGGCUCCAGGAAACAAAUCCGAGGACCCCCAGGCAGUGCCAGGGACAGCUCUAAAGAGGCAGCCCAGCUCCCAUCCCUCCUUUCUCCCCAUAAUGGCCCAUCACCCAUCCCUCGCUUUCCUCUUCUCCCUCCUUUUCCUUUUCUCCACGGCCUCUUCGGAGGGGCACUACAAGCAAGGAGAGGCAGUCAUGCUUUAUGUCAACAAGGUUGGGCCUUACCACAACCCGCAGGAGACCUACCAUUACUACCAGCUCCCCGUGUGUUCGCCGGACAACAUUCGCCACAAAAGCCUUACUUUGGGGGAAGUGCUGGAUGGGGACCGCAUGGCCGAGUCCAUGUACGAGAUCCGUUUCCGCGAGAACGUCGAGAAGAAGGUCCUCUGUGAAAAGAGGCUUUCGCUUGAAGAGGUGGAUCGCCUCCGUCAAGCUAUUGAAGAACUCUACUACUUCGAGUUUGUGGUGGAUGACUUGCCGCUCCGUGGCUUUGUGGGUUACAUGGAGGAGAGUGGCUUCUUGCCCCACAGCCACAAGAUUGGGCUUUGGACCCACCUGGACUUCCACCUGGAGUGGAACGGAGACCGGAUCAUCUACGCCAAUGUCAGCGUCCGUAACGUCAAGCCCACCAGCCUUGACGACGUCCAAAGCAGCCUCUCCAUCACACACACCUACAGCGUCCGCUGGUCCGAGACUGCCUCAGAGCGGCGAGGGGAACGCCGCGGCAGCCGUGGUGGGGACGAUGGGUUUUUCCCCCGCACCUUGGAGAUCCAUUGGUUGUCCAUCAUCAACUCCAUGGUGCUGGUGUUUCUUCUGGUGGGCUUUGUGGUGGUCAUCCUUAUGCGGGUUCUGAAGAAUGACCUGGCUCGCUACAACCUGGACGAGGAGGCCUCCUCCUCAUCGUCGGGGGAUGACUUUGACCAGGGGGAUAAUGGGUGGAAGAUCAUUCACACAGACGUCUUCCGGUUCCCCCCUUGCCGUAGCCUCCUCUGCGCCGUGCUGGGCGUGGGCAGUCAGUUCCUGGCCUUGGGCACAGGAAUCAUCGUGAUGGCUUUGUUGGGCAUGUUCAACGUCCACCGGCAUGGAGCCAUCAACUCAGCUGCCAUCCUCCUCUACGCCCUCACUUGUUGCAUUUCUGGCUAUGUUUCCAGCAACUUCUAUCGCCAAAUUGGAGGAGAACGUUGGGUCUGGAAUAUUCUGCUCACAACAAGCCUUUUCUCUGCUCCUUUCUUCCUGACGUGGAGCGUGGUCAACUCGGUGCAUUGGGCCAAUGGGUCGACCCAGGCGCUUCCGGCCACCACUAUCCUUCUCUUGCUCACGGUUUGGCUGCUGGUGGGCUUCCCCCUGACUGUCAUUGGGGGCAUCUUCGGCAAGAACCGAGCUGGCCCCUUCGACGCACCGUGCCGCACCAAGAACAUUGCCAGGGAAAUCCCCUCGCAACCCUGGUACAAGUCCACCUUGGUACACAUGACCAUCGGAGGAUUCCUGCCCUUCAGUGCCAUUUCCGUGGAGCUCUACUAUAUAUUUGCUACUGUCUGGGGCCGAGAGCAGUACACGCUCUACGGGAUUCUCUUCUUUGUUUUUGCCAUUCUGCUCAGUGUUGGAGCCUGCAUUUCCAUUGCCCUCACCUACUUCCAGCUCUCCGGGGAGGACUACCGCUGGUGGUGGCGCUCUGUGAUGAGUACUGGCUCCACGGGCCUCUUUAUCUUCCUCUACUCCGUCUUCUACUACUCGCGGCGUUCCAACAUGUCUGGUGCGGUCCAGACGGUGGAGUUCUUUGGCUACUCCUUGCUCACAGGCUACGUCUUCUUUCUGAUGCUGGGGACCAUCUCCUUCUUUGCCUCCCUGAAGUUCAUCCGCUACAUCUAUGUCAACCUCAAAAUGGACUGACCCAACACUGGGUCAUUUCCCAUUGACUAGGAUGGGUGGGACUCAAAGUGAUAUCUUCCAUUGCAGCGUUCUUUGCAGAUUAACUAGCCUAAAAAGAAGGCCAGUAGCCCUCUCUUUCCAUUGGCUGGAAUCUCAAGUGAGAUAUGAAUAUUUUGGCUUUCUAUGGUCUUUCCUUCUAUUGGUUAGAAUUGUUUGCAGAUUUCCUAGAUUGCCACCCUGGCAACGGAUUGUCAAGACAAAAGGGAAACGGCAUUCCCAAAUUCUCUCCUGUCGAUCGGGACAAGUAGCUUAUCCGUGAACCCUGUAAAUCUGGCCAAAUACUAAAUAUUGCUGUGCAUUCAUUUUAUUUUUCAUUGAUCAAAAACAUCAGUUUUUGCACUGGGGUGGGAGUGGUCACAAAUUUCAUUAUUCAAUGGUGGAAAUAUAACCAAUUAGUUGUGGAUUUCUCUUUCUAUCAGUGAUGCAAUCUAGUCAAUCAGUAAAAGCCAAGGUAACUUAAUCAGACCUGUCUGCUUCCUAAAAGGCAAGUUUGGCCCUUAUUCUUGAACAAUUGGAAACUGUAAAAAGAUUUUUUUGGUCAGUUAUGGUUUGCUUCCUUCAGAGCUCUUAUGCAAUUGGGUGACAGGUCCCAACCAAUCAAGUUUGUUUGUUUGUUUGUUUUAAUUCAUGCCACCUAAAGUAUAGACGAGCCGGCAGGGCCGGCUUCAUAGAAAAUAAUUUGCGCACCAGCUGGCACUAUCCUAUCUGGAUCUGGAAGAGAAUUUCCUGACUAAGGUGGCCUUCACCCUUCCCGAUAUUUUGGACUACAACUCACAUCACUAAUGGCCCUUGUGGCUGCCUAUAGUAGAAUGAUGGUUGUAGUCUAACAUACCUAGCAUGUGCCAGGUUAAGGAAUGUGGACCUCCAUUUUAUAAUACAGCUCCCAUCAUUCCUCAUGAAGGGUGGGGGCUGCUGGGAGCUGUUGCCCAAAAUUACCUGGAGUGACAUGAUUUUCCAUCCAGAAAUUAAAAGCUAGAUCCCUCCGCUGUUGGAGGAGAUUUGUUUGGGAUGGGAGAUACAUAUAUAAAUAUAUUUUCUGGGUGGAUCUUUCUCUGCCGUUUGUAAGGACCCUCUUCUUUGCAUGCUGGAGGGAGAAAGGGGCCUUGUAGGCUCACUUUUCAGUGGGAUCCGGUCACUAUGGCCCCAUCAUCCCUGAAUUAUAAAUAUAUUUUCUCCCUCCUUCCAUGUCCUUUGUAUCCCAUGGUGCCUGGCGCUGUUAAAGGAUGGGUUUGGGGGAAAUGCCCUUUCCUUCCCCUCCCACCCAGGUGAAGAAAAUGCCUAUAGUUAUAUAUGGAAAAUAUAUAUAUAAGAAGUUAUGUAUAUUAGGAAGGAUUGACGUUGGGUUAUUUUUUAAUUUGAUGCUUUUGUUUUGUUUUGUUUCGUUUCUGGUCCGACCGUUUCUUUUUACAGAUCUUGAAAAUAAACUUUAUUAAUAAAAAGAAAAUCUAAAGUGGCAGAAAA